CUAAAGCGUCUGUUCUCUGUUGCCAGUCUCAGCAUCGCUCAGUUUGUGCAGGAGGCUGCAGCUCCUUCCUCCAGGAUCUCUACCAGCAUCACUCUCAGCUGGGAUCACUUCAUGAUUUCUUCUUCUUUUCUUCCUUUUUUUUUUUUUUUUUUUUUUUUUUGGUAAAUGGAUGACAACAGCCAACCGUAUAUAACUGGAUUUCUCGCAGCUGAACUAAUUUGAGUUCAGACACGGGAUCUGGAGAGGCGGGGGGAGAGAUCAGACAGACCAGGGCGCUGCAAGUCCGCUUCUUGUGUUGUUUGUUUGCGGGAGCAGCACUUCAUUGUGCCUUGGAUAUGGGACCGUGCGGCAGCCCAGCGGGAUCCGGAUCCGGUGCCGUGGGAAGCGCGUCCUCCUGAAGCAGGAAAAAGACCCUCUGCUGGGUUUUCUUCUUCUUCUUCUUUGAUUUUAAUUAUUCUCUCAAGAGAGGGGCGGCUUUGAGAUUUACUCGCCGGAAUGAUGCGUCCCAACCGCGGCUUCAUCCUGCUCCUCCUCAACGGAACCGCUUGUUUGGUGGUGAUGGGUCAAGAAGAUGACUCCUCCAACUCCAAGAGCUCCUCGGACGCCUCCUCCAAGACGGUGGGCCUUCUGAACGGACAAGCCUCUCACUCGCCUCUGAGCCGAUGGAUGCAGCACAGUAAAAACAGAGCUGCUAACUCCACCUCCCUGGAGCUGCCUUACCGCUCCCCAGUCCCUUUCUCCAAGCAGGAGUUCCCCAAACAAGAGUUCUGGGAGAUGUUGGGCAGCGACCCGCUCAAACCAGACGCCGCCAGCUCCAGGGUCAAGCGCCGGCCGAUCGUUAAGACCGGCAAGUUCAAGAAGAUGUUCGGCUGGGGAGACUUCUACUCCAACAUCAAAACGGUGAGGCUCAACUUGCUCAUCAGCGGCAAGAUUGUGGAUCACGGCAACGGCACUUUCAGCGUAUACUUUCGCCACAACUCGACGGGUCAGGGCAACAUCUCAGUCAGCCUGGUCCCGCCCGUCAAGGCCGUGGAGUUUGACCUGGAGCGCCAGAGUGUCGUCUACCCAAAAGACUCCAAGAUAUUUAACUGCCGCGUGGACUACGAGAAGGUGGAUCGGAGCAAGCGCAUCUCGGAGUGCAACUACGAUCCAUCCAAGACCUGCUUUCAGGAGCAGAUCCAGAGCCACGUGUCCUGGAUUUGCUCCAAGCCUUUCAAAGUCAUCUGUAUCUACAUUUCCUUCUACAGUACGGACUACCGCCUAGUGCAGAAGGUUUGCCCGGACUACAACUACCACAAUGAGAUGCCCUACCUGCCUUCAGGCUAGAGGAAGCAUGAGGGGUAGGAGAGAGGAAAAGUGGGGGUGACUGAACAUGUGAGGAGGAAACUAGGGCGGAAAAUGUCAGCAAGACACCUUAAAACAAAAUAAAACAUGUAGCCUGACUAUUGUAAGAUGUAAAAACAUAUAUGCAAACUACAGUAUGCAUUUAGGAAACAUCCGAGACUGGCAGUGAAACUACCACCAACACAUUUUACCUCAGUCCCAUUUCGAAACUCGAACAACUGCGCAGCAUUCAUCCAACCAAUUUAGUCGUUUCUGAAUCUUAUCUGAGUGUCCUUCUUAAUCGCCCUUUGCAAAGUCGCGAGAAUUGAAAGUGGGCUUUUAAAUGGUGCGGUAAUUCACAAGAGAGCUGCAGACAGAUUCAGCGUUUAUGAUAAUUAUCAUGUCGUGUUUAACAUUGCGCUCUCUAAAGAUGAUUUAAACAGACCACGGGGAACAUAAAGUAUUCAUUUGCUCACAAAGUGCAGAUGAAUGUGGAGUGUAGCCAACCGCAGCGUCAUUAAAGUGACGCUCAGACCUUUCAAAGGGCAGACGUUUAUGGGAACUCGUGCCAAAACAAUGCCAAAACUUCUGACACAAACAUCAGCGAAUCCCAGUAUAUCCCUCAAUUAAAUCCCCUCCAAAUAACAUGUAUAAAUAAAAAGAAAUUGCUUUGCAGCAUUUCAGGUCCAGGGCUUAGGACAAGCUCGGUGUGAAGGCAAUAACGAGAUUGUACGGCGGUGCAGAAUUGGAACCUCCACACUGAUGAGAGAGAGUACAAGGUAGCAGGGUGAGAGAUGCAGAGAUUCAGAGCUGUUUUAAUUAAAGUGGAGAAGGAGACGUGGGGUAUGCGGCGCCGUCUAUUGUCCCUUCUGUAUGAAAAAGAUUACAUUUUGUUGCCGUCAGGAUUCCUGAUUUCACGCCUUGAUAACUUUGACUGUGUGCAGGAGAUUGCUCUCUCUCUCUCUCUCCUGACAAAUACUGCAUUCACCAAAGUAAACCCAGUUAUCUUGAAUAAAUGAAAAUAUUAUCAUAAUAAUUACAUAUAAUUUAAUCUCUUUCAGAUGUAAUUAAGGCUUCAAUGAGAGCGCAAAAUGUGUUCCUAAAAAUCGAGUCAGUGGGAAGGAGGAUAAGAGAAUAUACAGUGAGGAUUGUUGGGGUGUAUUCGCACGGCGCCAGCAGCCACAGUUUAGCCCUGAGUUAACUGCUCUCAUUAAGAUAAACGGCCACUAGCUGGCCCGUCUCAUGUUACACACACAAACAAUAUCAGUGCACAGCCAAGAAAUAAAUCAAGUUGCCUAAAUCUUCCCAUGUUGAAAGGUUAUGAGGACACAACGACUUUUUGGUUAAUUAACAAGAAACAUUCACAAGACAGGUGUGAGGAGCCAAUGAGCAGAUCAGAUAUCCAGUUCGAUGCCGAUGUGGUGUGGCAUUGGUGAUAAAGUUCAGAGAUGAGCGGAAGCAGCAUGCUGGUUCCCAGAUGGAAAUGUAAAGCCGUCCUGUGGGGGCCCGAGCAUUAGCUGCUUCUUUGUGCCACUUUACUUACAGAGAGUCAGCACAAAAAACAAAAGUAGGACAACAAAUUUUAUUUAACCCUUUCAUGCAUAACAGUCAGUGCAGUGGACAGCUACCUUGUGUUUCCUGUGGAUUUUUAUGUACUUAAUGCACACAGACCACUGAAGUGGACGCUAGUGUGUCAGACAAUACACAGCCAACUACUGGCCAUCUACUGCAAAGUAAAUCCAAUAUGGCAGAAAAAGACAUGCCUCCAAUCCCUCCUUCUACUGUGGAGUCAAGUAAAGACUAAUACUACUGAUGUAGUAGUAUUAGUAUUACUGCACCUUCAUUGACAUAAAGGUGCAGUAUGUAACUUUUAUUUUAAAAAAAUACUUCUUACCUAUGUUCCAAAUAACCUACAACUGAUCACAUGAAAAAAAUCUUAGAAAUCAAACACACUUUGGAAACAAUCCUCACAUAAGGGAUCAUAAUUCAUGCAUGAAAGGGUUAAAACUGCAAAUAUAUACACAUUUAUAGAGAGCCUCAGUGAAAACAUCUUUAUAUAUACUUAACUCUGUGGUGCAAAACUGAACUGAUGAAAUGAUCAGUACAUUAUUGUGAGAGAAUGCAAUAGAAAAACAAAUCCUCCAUGUCCUUUAGAGGCUCCGUAGCACAAAUACCAACAUUUGGACAAAAUAUUGACCCUUUGCAAAUCGAGGCGCCAUGAUGGACGUCGGAAGUGAGGGACGGAGUACUGAACAGAGCGACUGAAGUUGUUUUUUCCCGUUUAUUCGUGGCUUGUACUUGUUCGAGUCGAGCUAAUUUGUCUGUGAACGUAACACACCUGGUUGUGGCUCACAGUCGCUGGCAUUUACAGACGUUUGAAUUAGCUAGCUUAAAAACCGACCCAUACCUUCUCUCUCCUGACGUGUUGAUCAAAUUACCGACUUUGCUUGAAUUCACACCACAUGAUUUAUGUCACUAUUCCAUGAACAGCGUUUC
This is a messenger RNA of Xiphophorus maculatus (southern platyfish), 3819 nucleotides long. Its product is annotated as neurexophilin-1. The record is from RefSeq and is a predicted model, not a curated record. The coding region runs from base 496 to 1326 and encodes 276 amino acids. NCBI's taxonomy places the organism in Eukaryota, Metazoa, Chordata, Actinopteri, Cyprinodontiformes, Poeciliidae. The transcript has 2 exons. Gene Ontology annotation, molecular function: signaling receptor binding.